UGUGCGUUAAGUAAACAGUGGAACUAAGACUACCUGUCAUAGCUAUUAAAAUAAUGCGAUUAACUUUAUUUCUAACUCUUGUUUUGGUUUGUAGAGUCCAUACUUUUCCAGAUCCUGGCCAGUGGUCAACGAGCUAUAGUAAUGUUCCUUCUGUGCUGCUUGGCAUUCCAAAGCCUUUGUAUGCCGAUUCUAGCAUUUACAUGUCUGUGAAUUGUGAUUCUGAAGUAGUGCAUAAGAUAGAAAUUCAGUGGGUUAUAAGGCAGACUUCUUGUUUUGAGGAUUAUAUAGAUUCAGAUAUAGCUAAUCAAAAGAUAUUGUUGCAGUAUUUUACGUGUCCAAUGACUACAAAUUAUUUUCCUAAAAUUCGAUUUUUUGGUUCCAAAGCAGUUGUUGUUGAUUGUUCAAACAGAAUAAACCUAGAAUAUACGAAUGCUUCCUUCAUCACCGUUACAGAGAAAUAUCAAGUUCCAUUUGAAUGCCAGAGUGCCUCUGCCUUUUCCUCAGAAGUGAGUGCCGAUCGUUUUAAAAUUGGGAAUGGCUCUAAUGCUAAUGGUACUCAUUUUCUACAACGUCGCAGUCCGGUGAAUGUAACGAAAGAAGUUCUUGAGGGAAAGGAUAAUGUAAAAAAUCUUCUUACUACACAACUCUCUAAAGAGAAAUUUGAAACUCCGCACAAUUCUGCUAAACAGCAAACACCUGUAAAUGCAUCCCAAGUUUCAACUUCAAAAAAAGAGCUAUCUAAUAAAGAAAAAAAUGAACUCGGCAGCACUGUGAAUAGCUCCAAAAGUCAUAAGGACUAUCAUCAGGACCAAGCACCAAUUAAAUAUUAUGCCUCCCCAUCUUCAAAUAAUUUGCAGCUAGGCUCAAAACUAACAACUGUUGAUAUGGAUGGAGUUUAUUUAUUUAUCUUGCAAAUCAAGCCUCUAAAUAGCAUACCUGCCAAGUUUAAUGUUUCAGUUGAUAUUGCAAUGAAAGGUAACCAUGGUUAUCUCUCUGCUAUUGAUUAUCCAUUGCUAAUUUUUUAUGGAAUAAUGUGCGUCAUUUAUGUUAUGUAUGCUAUUGCAUGGCUUGCUAUGUCAGCACUUCAAUGGAGGGAUUUACUUCGAAUUCAGUUUUGGAUAGGAGCUGUUAUCCUCUUAGGAUUGGUUGAAAAAGCUGUAUUUUAUGCCGAAUAUCAAUCAAUCAACUACACAGGAAGAUCUGUUCAAGGAGCUAUAUUGUUUGCGGAAAUAUUAUCAUGCAUGAAGAGGACAUUAGCUAGGAUGUUGAUUAUCAUUGUAAGCCUUGGAUUUGGCAUUGUAAAACCGCGAUUGGGCUCAACAUUACAUCGAAUCAUUGGUGUGGGUGCUAUUUACUUCUGCUUGGGUACUAUUGAAGGUUGUUUACGAGUUCUUAAGCCUAAAACUGAUCCAGGUAAUCAAGCCCUAAUGGCAGGGAUACCUUUAGCUGUUACUGAUAGUGCCAUCUGUUGGUGGAUAUCCUUUAUUCUAGUUCAAACAAUUCGAACAUUGCGACUGAGGAGAAACAUUGUCAAGCUUCAGUUGUACCGGCAUUUUACAAAUACCUUGCUGUUAUCUGUUGUUGGAUCAAUUGCUUUCAUGACUUGGUCUAUUCAUGCACACAGAUUAGUUAAUUGCAUAACAGAUUGGAAGGAGUUAUGGGUUGAUGAAGCUUAUUGGCACUUACUGUUUUCCAUAAUACUUUUUGCCAUAAUUAUUCUUUGGAGACCAACUAAUAAUAAUCAAAGGUAUGCAUUCACUCCUUUACUGGAUGCUAUUGAUGAUGAUGAUGAAGAUGACGAUGAAAACUCUAUGACUAAUGAUGCAUUUGUUGGAAUGAAAAUGCGCACUUCUAAAUCAAAUUUCAACGCUUCUCCUAAACAAGACGAAGUGAAGCAAAAAACAGAUGAAGAUUUAAAAUGGGUUGAAGAAAAUAUUCCUACAUCACUAACUGAUGUGGCCUUGCCAAGUCUUUUAGAUUCAGAUGAGGAAAUAAUGACAGCAAAAUUUGAACGAAGCAAAAUGGAAUAAUGCCUUGUUUCAAGGUGGUGAUAUUUACAUUAGCUUUCAUAAAGUGAUGAAGAAUAUUUUUAUUAUUUAAAAUCAUUGUAUAUAAUUUGUUUAUUGUUGGGCUAUGCUUAUUUAAUAAACUGACAAUUUUUG
Messenger RNA from Uloborus diversus, 2162 nucleotides. RefSeq names its product transmembrane protein 87A-like. Gene Ontology annotation, biological process: retrograde transport, endosome to Golgi. Bases 54 to 2030 code for a protein of 658 amino acids. The transcript has 23 exons. Gene Ontology annotation, cellular component: membrane; Golgi apparatus. Lineage: Eukaryota; Metazoa; Arthropoda; Arachnida; Araneae; Uloboridae. The record is from RefSeq and is a predicted model, not a curated record.